UAAAAGACACGUUGCAAUUUGCAAAGUUGCAAUUGGUUGCAAUCAUCACAACAGUACACACAACAAUCUGCUGACCACUGCUGACUGCUCAGUUCCAAGAAGACUCAAGACAGUAUUAUAAUUGAGAUAGAUAAUAUCAAAGCUUGAUAUUAAAAAUUAUUUAAAAUGCCGGCUAAUAUAGAAGAAGGUUUUGCAACAAGAGCAAUACAUGUUGGACAAGAUCCAGAACAAUGGAGCCAUCGAUCAGUUAUUCCACCUUUAGUGAUGUCAUCAACUUUUCGUCAAGAUGGUCCAGCUCAACACCGGGGUUUUGAGUAUGGUAGAAGUGGUAAUCCAACAAGAAAUGUAUUAGAAACAUGUAUGGCAUCACUUGAAAAUGGAAAAUAUGGAUUAGUAUUUGCAUCUGGUCUUGGUGCAACAACUGGAAUUGCAGCACUUUUAGAAGCUGGUGAUCAUUUAGUAUGUUGUGAUGAUGUUUAUGGUGGUACUAAUCGUUAUUUUAGAAAUUGUAUGUCAAAAAAUAAUAUCAGUGUGACAUUUGCUGAUGCAACAAGUGUCAAAAAUGUUGUCAAUGCUAUUCAAUCAAGUACCAAGAUGGUCUGGUUGGAAACACCAACAAAUCCAUUGCUUAAACUGGUUGAUAUUAAAGCUGUUGUUCAAGCUGUUAAAGCAAUUCGAUCAGAUAUUAUUAUCGUUGUUGAUAACAGCUUUUUAACUUGUUACUUUCAAAGACCACUUGAAUUGGGAGCUGAUUUGGUUGUUUAUUCAGUGAGCAAAUAUAUGAAUGGCCAUUCUGAUGUGAUAAUGGGUGCAGUUAUCACAAGAAGUGAUGAACUUGAACAACGACUUCGUUUUAUCCAAAAUGCACUUGGUAUUGUUCCAUCUCCAUUUGAUUGUUAUUUGGUUAAUAGAAGUUUGAAAACAUUAGAAUUGCGAAUGCAACAACACAUGAAAAAUGGAUUAGCAGUUGCAAAAUUUUUAGAAUCACAUCAACAUGUUGAAAAAGUUUUUCAUCCACUUCUUCCUUCACAUCCACAAUAUGAAAUUGCGAUGAAACAACAGUCUGGCCACAGUGGAAUGGUAACAUUUUAUGUUAAAGGUGAUUCGCAUAAAUUUUUAAAAUCAUUAAAAGUAUUUAUAUUAGCUGAAUCACUAGGAGGCUUCGAAUCACUUGCUGAACUUCCAUCUGUUAUGACUCAUGCAUCACUAACUGAGGAAGUUAGAAAUUCUUUGGGAAUUAAUGAUCAAUUAAUUCGUUUGUCUGUUGGACUAGAAACUGAAAAAGAUUUACUUGCUGAUUUAGAGCAAGCUUUAAAGGCUGCUCAAUUAUAAUUAUGCAAAUUUAAUUAAAUUUAAAAAGAAAAAAGAGAAAUAAUUGUCCAAUUACAAAGUCACACACACACACUCCAUGUUUUUUCAUGAGCAUUUAAUUUUUUUUUUUUUGCUUCUUCACAUACAGAAAUUACCAAUGUUAUAUUAUUAUAAGAAAAAGAGACUCUUUUUGUCAAAUAAAUACAUUU
This is a messenger RNA of Aphidius gifuensis, 1520 nucleotides long. RefSeq names its product cystathionine gamma-lyase (gene Cth). The record is from RefSeq and is a predicted model, not a curated record. Gene Ontology annotation, biological process: transsulfuration. Gene Ontology annotation, molecular function: cystathionine gamma-lyase activity; pyridoxal phosphate binding. Lineage: Eukaryota; Metazoa; Arthropoda; Insecta; Hymenoptera; Braconidae. Gene Ontology annotation, cellular component: cytoplasm. The coding region runs from base 166 to 1332 and encodes 388 amino acids. The transcript is spliced from 7 exons.